Aspergillus niger is the source of this 918-nucleotide messenger RNA. RefSeq lists its product as uncharacterized. The transcript has 2 exons. Lineage: Eukaryota; Fungi; Ascomycota; Eurotiomycetes; Eurotiales; Aspergillaceae. The record is from RefSeq and is a predicted model, not a curated record. The coding region runs from base 1 to 918 and encodes 305 amino acids.
AUGUCGGGCGUAACAGACGAUCUACCUUCGAAUGAGAAGAGAUGGGAAGCUGCCAUGGCUCGGGUGGGCCUUACAGGCCAAACUAUCCAUGGCGCAGAGCUGAACUCUGCCUCAAAGAUUGAGUACAAACAGUUCUUGCUUCUCCAGGUACUGUGGGAGACGCGCCAUAUUCAAGAUCUGCCGAAAAUACUCCCUGAAUUCAAUAAAUGGAUCGUGAAGGCAGAGGAAAUGCUUCAAGACUACAAAUCAUGGCAGACAUAUUGUCAGGAAUUCUCAUCACAGGAUAUGGGGGAAGGAAACUUCACCAUUGCACGACACUAUCAGCUUGAGGUUAUAAGCACAAAAGAUGAAGUAGAUCCGCGGUCACUCGCAACUCCUAUUGCACAUCGCACACGUGCUCGAGUAUUCAGUCGAAAGUUAGCUGAUAUGUAUUUGGAGACGCCCUCAAAAUCCAAGAAUAUCUCCGACUUUCUGGAUGUGGAGGAUUUAAGUCUCGAUACCUCUGAGGACACGCCAGCGAAACCGAGCCCGGAGACCCCAAGUCCACUUCAGGAGACAUCACCUCCUUCUAAAGAGCAAGCUAGUUUUGAAGCCAGAACUGACGGGUAUCUCGAUGACCGGCAAGGUAACGCUCAGGCCAUUAUCGAGGUGAAACCGGUCAUGCGAGCAAAGAAGUUGGCUGCUAUACGAAUGCAGGAGAGUGCUCAGAUGGUUGCAUGGGUCAAAAAUGAUGGCGUGAAAGCAUAUGCAAUGGACAAAGAGUAUGUCAAUUAUCUCUCAACGACCACGCCUACGAAGCAACAUCGAACGCUAACUAAGAAGGCGCUUUCUGGCUUCGCAAGAUCGGCACGAGAUAUUCCUGACGGUUUCUCAAUACGACGACGAAUACAUCAAAUUCCUGGAAGACAAGAAUCAUAG